AUGAGGAGACACGCGGUAACUCACAGCUGGCUGCUCCUAAAGAAGGAAAUGGGGCUGUACCAACUCUCCAAGGAAAUCAUUAUGAUGAUCCGAGUGUGUAAAAUGUUUCGCCAAGGCCUCCGGGGAUUCCGGGAAUAUCAGAUCAUCGAGACUGCUCACAGAAAGCACCCAAUCUUCUCCUUCUGGGAUAAAAAGAAGCAGGGCCGAAUCACAUUUGAUACCAUGAAAUUCGUUGCAGAAGAGGGUCACUUUCCUCCAAGGGCCAUUGAGAUUACGCGGAAGAAGCCUGCAUGGAGAAAAGAGGAAGAGAUCCAAGACCUGUGUAACAUCUUGCAGGCUCUGGAUAUCUUCAGGAGCUACAGUGAGGCCCUGCAGGUGCUCCUGGCCAAAGUUAUACGCUUUGAACGGUUUGGUCGUAGACGUGUGAUCAUCAAGAGGGGGCAGAAGGGCAACAGCUUUUAUUUCAUCUACCUGGGCAAGGUUGCAGUAACCGAGGACGAGGAUGGCAGCAGUGCUUUCCUGGACCCCCAUCCAACAGUGAUGCAAAAGGGCUGCUCCUUUGGGGAAAUGGCUCUCCUGCAUGCUUCAGUAAGGAGGACCACUGUGGUCUGUAUGGAAGAAACAGAGUUCUUGGUUGUCGACAAGGAGGAUUUCUUUGCUAGUAAGCUGGACCUAGAAGUUGAAAGGGAGGCUACAUAUCGGUUUGAAUUUUUUAGGAAGAUGGAUCUAUUUCAGUCCUGGUCCGAAGAGAAGCUCUGGCAGCUGGUAACCAUGGGAAGGGUGGAGAAGUUCUCCUUUGGCCAGCUGAUCUCAAAAGACUAUGUAGAGUCGGCCACCAUUAUAUUUAUCUGCAAGGGCAGCUGUGAAGUCUUACGACUGAUAGACCUUGGAGACUCGCCUUCCUACCAUAAGUGGAUCUGGCAGCAUCUGGAGUUUCAAUACAGAAAACAUUGGACGACCCACUUCUUUGAACCCUCUCCGAUGGAGAGAUUUAAGGAAUUCCAGAUCAAAUCAUUUCCUACACAAGACUUCAGUGCUUUGAAACUUCUGCAUCUCCGGAAAGCCUGGAAGAAACAGGGAACCAACUUAAGUAUGAAUCAAACCACAAUGACUGAUCUUCCAAAGACCUUUGGCUCGAAAAUCAAAUCUAAACAUUCUCAUUCGGUCAAAUACCCUGUGAUUGAUUCCAAGUCUGGUCGGCUUGCCAGAAAGGCUGCAGUGGGGAUCUACAUGAAAAUCCAUAAUGUGGAACAAGGAGAAAUUGUGGUAAGUAUGCACCAAGGAUUCCUUCCAAUAAGAGAGUCAAACACCUCUUCCCUUACUGCGGUCUCAGAAGGAAAUAAGCUGGUGUUGACGAGAGGCCAGGUCAGAUGGGUGGAGGACUAAGAGGAACUGAUGUGGAAACCUCAGCAUCUCUGUCUGCCCUUUAGUGAUGAAGAGCUAUGCCAGAAUUUCCUGCAAGAGAACAGCUGGACUAUCUUUCGGAAAGACCUGGUUCGGCUGCUGGUGGAGCCUCGACUUUGUCCACCAUUGGCCCCAAAACAGCCCAAGAAGGGACAGCGCAGCAAUCUUAAGUCUGUGACCCUGAAUUUGUCUGCCCUUGAAAAGAAUAAACCUAACCACGCUGUUUUUAUGGCACCCCAGAAUUACCUCCCCCCAUUGAGGAUAGUCCAACGAAUAACACCACCCUGAUCCAAAAUCCAAGAACUCUUGCCUCAGUAUAAGAAUGCAGGGGUCCUUGUUUACAAACAAUAA
Messenger RNA from Chrysochloris asiatica (Cape golden mole), 1755 nucleotides. RefSeq names its product cyclic nucleotide-binding domain-containing protein 2-like. NCBI's taxonomy places the organism in Eukaryota, Metazoa, Chordata, Mammalia, Afrosoricida, Chrysochloridae. Gene Ontology annotation, biological process: spermatogenesis. Gene Ontology annotation, molecular function: cAMP binding. The record is from RefSeq and is a predicted model, not a curated record. The transcript has 13 exons.